This is a messenger RNA of Aspergillus campestris IBT 28561, 999 nucleotides long. Its product is annotated as telomere length and silencing 1 family protein. The transcript has 3 exons. Gene Ontology annotation, biological process: mRNA splicing, via spliceosome. The record is from RefSeq and is a predicted model, not a curated record. Bases 1 to 999 code for a protein of 332 amino acids. Gene Ontology annotation, cellular component: spliceosomal complex. Lineage: Eukaryota; Fungi; Ascomycota; Eurotiomycetes; Eurotiales; Aspergillaceae.
AUGGAAACGCAAGAGCCAUUCUUCCGCCCAAUCAAGAAGAGAAAGUUUCUACGACGUCGCCCCGAACAAACACAAGAGACCCGAUCGCCCAGCGAAGAUCGCGAGCAUAGCACAAAUACUCCGCCCGUUGAAUCCGCCGGAGAAGCAGACGAUGGCGUGCAGACCAGCGACGUCGUUCGCCUCCGGCGACAGCAUCGGGCACGAAAGGGUGGCAUCGAGUUCUCUACGACGUCGCGGAAAACAGCCAACAAUGGCGGCCAGGGACAGAUGACGACGGGAGAAGAGCUCGAAGACGAGCGCAUACGCCACAUGGGUGAUCGAUUUACGGCGCAUACCGGGCAGACAGUGGAUGUCGACAAGCACAUGAUGGCCUAUAUAGAAUCCGAAAUGGCUAAGAGAUUCCAACACAAUUUACCGGCCGAUAAGCUUGACAGCGACACCCGAGCUCCAAACGACAGACACGCACCGGCGCCUUCGUUGAACCUUCCGCAACGGCAGCCCGCGUCUUUGGGCAAGUUACACGAGAUCGAUUUGGGCCAGGAGACGAAACUUCAGAAUAUUGCCCGGACAGAAGCGGCUACGAGGCAUUUCGCGACGGACGAAGGUCAACCGCAGUAUACAGAAGUGGCAGGUCCUUCCAGAGACGCUGCCGGGAAGAGCGAGCAACCAUGGCGGAAUCGGAAACGACGGACCAGCGAAGAUAUCGAGAGAGACCGGCUUGUGGAAGAGAUUCUACGGGAGAGUAAACUGGACGUGUAUGACGAGCCCGAAGAGGAAAAGGAAGAGGGCGAAGACCAAGCGGCCGACGAUAAGGUGGCCGAGCAAUUCCGGCGAGACUUCCUCGACGCGAUCCAGUCCCGUCGGCGGGCGAAAAAGAAGAAACCGACGACGACGACGGCGGCGGCCAAACCGGAACCGCCCAAGGGACCGAAAUUGGGUGGCAGCCGGAGUGCUCGCGCUGCGAUGCGGGAGAUGCAAGAGAAGACGGCGCGGAAAUAG